Molecule: messenger RNA, 868 nt
Organism: Galendromus occidentalis (western predatory mite)
Lineage: Eukaryota; Metazoa; Arthropoda; Arachnida; Mesostigmata; Phytoseiidae
Product: mitochondrial inner membrane protease ATP23 homolog
Exons: 6
Coding region: 105-821 (238 amino acids)
Biological process (GO): mitochondrial protein processing; mitochondrial proton-transporting ATP synthase complex assembly
Molecular function (GO): metalloendopeptidase activity
Source: RefSeq, a predicted model, not a curated record
AUUGGCGCCAUGUGUCUGCACUGUAAUGGCUGGCUAGAAAAGGUCAUCGCGUGUAUUUGAAAGAAAUUCGAUUCAAGAAUUCCGUGUCUUCGCAUAGUGAAAAGAUGGUGCAAACUAAUGCGACGCCUCAAGACGCGAGCGGCUUCGACCUCUACCCCGAGAGGAGAGAGAACUCCAAGACAAACCUACAGAAAGCCCUCGGGUUCAUGUGGAGCAAUCCGAGGGUUGAGAAAAUCAGAUGCGAGGUAGCCGUACAGAAGUGCAUGGACACUUCACCUCUGGUGAAGACGAUGAUGUAUGCCUUGAGGGCGGCGGGCUGCGAUAUUGAUCCUAAGCGACAUAUCUCAUGUGAACCGUGUCACCCGGACGUGACAGGUGGAUUCGACGCUGAAAUGAAUCAGAUAAUCAUUUGCCAGAAUGGGUCUCAUUCCCGGGGAGUUAUACAGUCGAACCUCGCACAUGAAAUGAUUCACAUGUUCGACUUCUGUCGAGCAAAAUUCGACUUCAAAAAUGCGGAGCACGUUGCUUGUUCGGAAGUGCGGGCCGCGAACAUCCUGCAUUGCUCGUUCAUGACAGCGAUGCUCCAGGGAGAGACCUCACCAUUCGACUUUGGAGCAACGCACAAGAAUUGCGUCAGAACGAAGGCAGUCAAGUCUGUGAUGGCAUCAUCGAGCCUGACGAAAGAACAAGCCGAAGAAGCUGUCGAUAAAGUGUUUCCUUUCUGCUACAACGAUCUCGAGCCCAUCGGCCGACGUAUCCGUAGGAAGUCAGAGGACAUGGAGAGGUCCUACAGAGAGCGAUACAGCUUCGCGUUAUCCUAAGUCCUACAAUGUAUUCGAGUAUAGUGAAUAAAUUCGAUGUAUUUUCA